UUGAAACGUGAUUGUGGAAAUGCUCCGAAACAAGUGCGUAUUUUCACAUACCUUCGCUUUUUUAAACUUUUGAAAACAAGGUGGAACAAACAACGGUCUAAGUUUUCUGCAGCUGCCGAGUUUUUGAGCUCGUAGAACUGCAAACAACGUUAUUUUACACAAAUCUUGCCCCUCGUUUAUUUCUUCGAUGCUUCGCUCUCAGCCUGCGCAAAGUGAGGUUUGUUGAGAUUAGAGCAUGCCAGAUGAUAAAAACUCUAAACCACCGCCUCAACCACAAAAGAAGAAAAAGAAGAAAAAUAAUAAAAAGAAGUCAAAAUCAGAUUCCAGUACUUCACCAAAAGAUGCAGACAAACCCCUGCCUGCCCCUGCAUCCUCUGUCCCACCAGUGUUAUCCACUAUUGGCCCACCUAGACCCCCUCUGCCCAAACUGAAAUCUACCCCCAAAAAAGACUCAGAGAGGGGAAGCCGAAAGAGCAAGAAGUCCCCCAUGUCCCUGUUCAGUCUAGUGUGUAAGUCUGGGGGAUCUCCAGUUCAGAGCUUCCUGUCCCAGCUAAGUGUCCCAGCACGCGAAAGCGUCCGCUGGGAGGGCAAGGUGGACGACCCCCUGAUGGAGGAGCAGCGCCUGGAGGUGUACCGGGCCAACCGAAGACAGCGUUACCUCACACACAGAGAGAUGGAGCAGAGGGAAACCAAGCAUGAGAAAUAA
This is a messenger RNA of Boleophthalmus pectinirostris (great blue-spotted mudskipper), 706 nucleotides long. RefSeq names its product ligand of ATE1 (gene liat1). The record is from RefSeq and is a predicted model, not a curated record. NCBI's taxonomy places the organism in Eukaryota, Metazoa, Chordata, Actinopteri, Gobiiformes, Gobiidae. The transcript is spliced from 2 exons. The coding region runs from base 236 to 706 and encodes 156 amino acids. Gene Ontology annotation, biological process: protein arginylation.